Leptomonas pyrrhocoris is the source of this 1932-nucleotide messenger RNA. RefSeq lists its product as hypothetical. The coding region runs from base 1 to 1932 and encodes 643 amino acids. The record is from RefSeq and is a predicted model, not a curated record. The transcript has a single exon. Lineage: Eukaryota; Euglenozoa; Kinetoplastea; Trypanosomatida; Trypanosomatidae.
AUGUCACCGACGGCAGCUGCCGUUCUGCAGGAGGAGUAUGAAGCGGCUCGACGCGCCAUCGUGAAGGGUCUUGGCGCUUAUCCAUUUUCUUACGCACGCGUCUUGGGCCGGCAAACGACACCCGCGGACGAGUGGAGGCUUCGUGGACUUUCAAAUGGCGACUUUGUACUGGCAACCGAGGCCAGGGAAGGAGGAACACACGAGCUGCGUGGCAAGGACGCAAAGCAGCCACCCAUGACGGCGCACAGGACUGCUGCGGUGAGGGCACCAGACGCACAGUCUUCCGCCUCUUCUGUUUCCCUGCCGAUGCAGGCAAAGCCGCCUCGCUGGCCUUCGCUCCUGCAGCUCACCCGCGAAAUCGAGCGCCACACCAUGACUCGGACGUACCUGUGGGAGAUCUCCCCGGUAAAGAAGACCGCGACGGCAUCAUCGAAUUCGCUGUUCACCACGUCCGAUGCGUACGCCGCUACACCGUCGCUGCUCGCCUUCUACACCGUUUCUGUGCUUUCCCGCAUCGCAGAGCACGCGGUUCGGCACGCGUGGCGCGGCGGCCCGCACCUCUACCCGAAGCGUCGUGUUCCAGAGCGCAACUCAGCCUUCGCCUUCUCUGGCUGUCCGCGACUGACGCUGGAGGACGUGACGAGUCAGCAGUGGGACCGUGCGGAGGCGGCGCACUUUCUCAUUUCCGUCCUCCAGCACUCGUGCAUUCAGCAGGACCUGCGACAGCGGCUGUGGACGGCUGCGCAGUGCUAUCACCGUGACAUACUUCAGGACCUCGACUCCCUUGCACGCGGAACUCGCCAAGAAGGGGGAAGGAAAUCUUUUAUUGCAGUGGACGACUCGCGAGCUGCUUCCACGGCGUUCCAGGUUCCUCUGGAGGAGGUGAAGCGGCAGCUGUUCGCCUUCCCAGCCCACAUUCACUUCUCGGUGGUGCCGUCUGCGGACGUCUUCGCAGGAGCGGCGGGAAAUAAAGGCAAAGUCGUUGUGCAGCCUCUGCGAUCGUCGCAUUGGUUUCACUUUAGCUCCUCCGACCGCGACGUGAUGCGCAUUUUCUCGGAGCGACCCCACACGGACAUCUUCAUGCCAUCCAAAGCCUUCACAGAGGUGACAAAAAUGGCCAACCAAGGCGCGCCAAUGCACAAGACUCGCACCACGCAAGAUCAGCUGUGGUUGCUGCUCAGUGAGAUGUCGCGCCUGCGCAUCUUGGUGGGGUACCUUCUGCAUCUGGAAGCGUUCCUCUACAAGAUGCGCUGUGCCGCUGAAGUGUCCCCGGGUGAGCACACGGCAUCGGAUGGAAAGGGCGUGACGCGCCAAGGCCUCUCCACCGCUGAUGCACAGGCGGCGCACGACGCCCGCUACGUUGGCGAAGUCUUCCACUUCCUUGAAAUACAGCUCCACAUGCAGCUGCAGCGCCGUCAUCACAGCCUACGGUUUCUGUCGAAGCACAAAAUACAAUAUGCCGCUUCGGAGGCGGCAGAGGACAGCAACGGCAGUCCUGCCACGUUUGGGGAGGACGAUGUGGCGAGCAACGGUGCAUCGACUUCUGGUUCGCGCCUACAGGAAGAAGCACGUUGCUUUUCAACCGUGCAAGGGCUCUUUACCGCCUUUAUUCGAGCACUGGAGGGCGAUCCACGACACACCUUGCCGGAGAAGGGCGGCGCUCCUGCGCAGGUUGAGACGGCAGAAAAGAAAGCGCCGGACAUUGGCAGUGGUGAGUUGCAGGGGGGAGGGUUGCACGCGACUCGCGUGAAUCCCCGCAAAAGCGUAGAUCAACGAGCGAACAGCACGGGCAAAACAACGCACCUUUCUGCCGAUGACGAGGCUUUUCUGCAAGCGGUUGUUUCUUCGCUACCAAGUGAGACUCGCCACGCCGCCAAGAAUCGGGGGUCUUCACAGUGGAGGCACAAGACGCCGGAGCGAAAAACGAGAUAG